This is a messenger RNA of Anoplophora glabripennis (Asian longhorned beetle), 1302 nucleotides long. Its product is annotated as alpha-1,3/1,6-mannosyltransferase ALG2-like. The record is from RefSeq and is a predicted model, not a curated record. Gene Ontology annotation, molecular function: GDP-Man:Man(1)GlcNAc(2)-PP-Dol alpha-1,3-mannosyltransferase activity; alpha-1,3-mannosyltransferase activity. NCBI's taxonomy places the organism in Eukaryota, Metazoa, Arthropoda, Insecta, Coleoptera, Cerambycidae. Bases 1 to 1302 code for a protein of 433 amino acids. The transcript has 2 exons.
AUGGAACAGAACGCAACAGCCAGCGAUGUAGACGACAGUGUUCAAGAAAGGCCACAGGUUGCGGCGCCCCACGUAUUGAUUUUGCACGAGAAACUGAUUAAACGGAAAACAGAUCGAUAUGUUAUCAACCUCGGUCUGGCCUUUUCCAAAAUUGGUUAUAAGGUCACCAUGUUCACCUCACAGUACGACAAAAAUGAAAAUGUGGCGGACGUUUCAUUUUCAGACAAAAUAGACGUCCAAUUUUCGGGAUGGUGGAUACCGCGCAGCGUUUUGGGCCUCUUCCGGAGCAACAUGUCGGCGUUGAAAGCCGCCUGGAUGGCGUUCAGAAUAAUAUUUUACCCUCCCGAGCCCAAACCGGACAUUAUCGUUUUAGACGUAAGCAAAUGGGCGCUGUAUUUUUUGAAUCUACUCACAGACUACAAGUUGUUCUACAUGGAAAAUUUUCUGGAGCUGAAGAUCACGGACGCCUGCUUCGAGCAUUCCAAGAUCUACCCGAGCUUAUUGGAAGCAAAGUGGAUUAAAUUGGCAGAUGAAAUCAUCGUGGAGACUAUCGGUUUUGCUGAGAUAUUAAAGAAAUCUUUUCCGUCCCUUAUGAAACAACCCCAAAUUAUGUACCCUUCCAUUGACAUAGGCCUGUGGGAAGAACCGGCUAUAAAAAUACAGCGCAUCAUCCCGGACUUGCUCAGCAAUACGAUCUUAUUCCUCACUGUUGGUAAAUUCAGAAGAUCUUCUAAUUUUAGGCUGGCCCUGGACGCCUUCGAAAUGCUCCUAGAGCUCAUAGACGACAAAAGCGUCACGAAGCGAUUCCAGUUAGUGAUAGCAGGGAACUGUAAGACCCUCGAUGAGAAAUUCUAUUACAACGAAGUGAUGGCUGCUGCCAAAGAGAGGAUAUGCGCGUCUCAGGUCACCUUCCUUAAGCAGCUCCCCGUAAUCCACGAGAAAACCCUUAUAAUGGAAUCGGCCAUUAUGAUCCACCCAGCGAAAAACGACGUCUAUUCGGAAUUUCUACUGAAAGCAAUGAGUCUAGGCAAGCCGAUAGUGGCUACCAAUAAAGGAAUUGCCUCCAAGUUGCUGGUGCAUAGGCUGUCGGGAGUAAUAAUCGAAUCGGACCCUAGGAUGUUCGCCGUAGCUAUGAAGAAGCUGAUGAUGAGUCCCCACCUGCAAGUAUUCCUGGGCGAUAUGGCUAAAGAUGCAUUCGACAAGAACUAUUCUUUUGAGAGUCUAUGCGAGAAAGUGGACAAGCUUGUAAACAGAUCCUCAAGUUGUGACUCGAAGACGAUUAUCAGUGGUAGCGGAAAUUGA